Alternaria alternata is the source of this 4869-nucleotide messenger RNA. RefSeq lists its product as hypothetical. Lineage: Eukaryota; Fungi; Ascomycota; Dothideomycetes; Pleosporales; Pleosporaceae. Gene Ontology annotation, biological process: detection of visible light; phosphorelay signal transduction system; regulation of DNA-templated transcription. The coding region runs from base 152 to 4687 and encodes 1511 amino acids. Gene Ontology annotation, molecular function: protein binding; phosphorelay sensor kinase activity. The transcript is spliced from 2 exons. The record is from RefSeq and is a predicted model, not a curated record.
CUCACGAUAGCGACCGCUACCCUCCCAUGGACGCCUGAAGGCACAAGCCGACCGUGUGUGGGUGCCUUUAUUCCUAGCGACCGUAGCCAGGCCAUCUGGAGCCUUCUAGUUCUGCCAGCGGCGUUCACGCGUUUCGACGACUCCGAGCUCCAUGUCUCAAUCACCCAAGCAGACCCCCAACUCUGGCCCUUCUGUACAAGACGAUGGUCGCUUCAACUUCUCCACCGUGUCGCCUGUGCCGGAGGAGCCAUGCACCCCCGAUGCCGGCACAAAGACGACCGACUUCGCUUCUUUGCCACCGUCUAAUGCUGCACAUGCGGCUCUUAGCAACGAGGCAGCUUCAAGCGCCUUGAGCCCCUCUGCGACCGACCGAGUCUUUCCUAUACGCAGCGCCAUCAGCGUCGACCCUACCCCCACCCCCAAGGGCGGUCAUUCACAGGGUGACUACUUCCACCCAUAUUCAAGGACCAACGACUCGCGCUUCACGAGCGACUCGCGUAGGGCAUCGCAGGGCUCCACCACCUCACAGUCAUCACAUGCCUCACAACGCAAUUGGAGUUUGCGCCACGGAGGGAACAAGCCUGAUGCGGGUUCCGACACCCAGCGUUCGUCUCUCAAAUCAAGCCAAAGAGGUGACAGCUCGCGGAUGGCCGCCCCCGUCCUGCCCCCACAACUGUUCAACGACCUGUCAUCAACAAAGUCAGGUGGAAGCGCACAGAAUGGCAGUCAAUCGCCAGGUUCCAAGGCCGAGCGUGCACCGUCGAUUGGAGGCGCUUCCGCUAGGAGCGGUAUAAGCAGCCUGGAUAUGGGCGGUCUGGUAACACACCGGUUCAAGCACGUCACGACCGAAGGGGGCCACAUGGUCAUAACAGGUCGUGAGGGCGAUACCCUGCAGCGCUGCGAGGAUGAGCCCAUCCAUCUUCCGGGUGCCGUGCAAGGCUUCGGCCUGCUGCUGGCACUGCAGGAUGAUCCUGAAGGGAGUCUGCUAGUGCGCGUCGUAAGUGAGAACUCUAAGCGCAUUCUUGGGCGUACCCCAAAGGAACUUUUCGCAUUAGAGAGCUUCACAGACAUUCUCUCCGAAGAGCAAGCCGACAACCUUUUGGACCACAUCGACUUCAUCAAAGACGAAGACUCCGACGUUACGUCCAACGGGCCCGAAGUCUUUACCAUGUCGAUCAAAGUAGCUGGCUAUAAUAGAACGCGCAAGUUAUGGUGUGCAAUCCACAUGAACGAGUCCAACCCUGGGCUUGUCAUCUGCGAGUUCGAGCUUGAAGAGGAUCCAUUGUAUCCCCUGGUUCCACCUAACGACCUCACGCCAGAGCUGCCGGAAGAUACUUUGUCCAGCCAGCCUACGGCCGAGGAACUGCUUGAAAGUACAGAAAUCAAGAGUAAACCCCUGCGGGUCCUACGCAGUGCGCGGAAACGAAAGGGCGAGGCUGCCGCCAUGGAGGUUUUCAACAUAAUGUCUCAGGUUCAAGAGCAACUGGCCGCAGCGCCAUCAUUGGAAAAGUUCUUAAAGGUUCUUGUCGGUGUGGUCAAGGAGUUGACUGGCUUCCACCGCGUCAUGAUAUAUCAAUUCGACCAAACGUUCAACGGCCGUGUCGUCACCGAACUUGUUGACCCUCGCGCGACCAAAGAUCUCUACAAAGGCUUAAAUUUCCCUGCCUCUGAUAUUCCAAAGCAGGCUCGAGAGCUAUACAAGCUCAACAAGGUACGUAUGCUCUACGAUCGCGACCUAACAACCGCAAGGCUUGUAUGUCGCACCGCCGAAGACUUAGAGAGCCCUCUCGAUCUCACCCACUCGUAUCUUCGCGCCAUGUCUCCUAUUCAUCUCAAGUACCUAGCGAACAUGGCUGUAAGAUCCUCAAUGUCCAUCUCCAUCAACGCCUUCAGUGAGCUGUGGGGUCUUAUCGCCUGUCACUCAUAUGGGCCACGCGGUAUGCGAGUGUCAUUUCCUAUACGCAAGAUGUGUCGCAUGGUCGGCGAUGCAGCGUCUCGAAACAUUGAAAGAUUAUCGUAUGCUUCUAGACUGCAGGCUAGGAAGCUCAUCAACACCGUACCGACGCAACACAACCCUUCCGGAUACAUCAUCGCCUCUUCUGAUGAUCUCCUGAAACUGUUCGACGCUGAUUUUGGUUUAUUGUCCAUCCGAGACGAGACGAAGAUUCUUGGCGUCCUGGAAAACUCACAAGAAGCUUUAGCCAUGUUGGAAUAUCUCAGGAUGAGGAAAAUUCAGUCGGUCAUGACUUCCAUAGAUAUUGUCUCGGACUUCCCCGAUCUGCGAUAUCCCCCUGGGUUCCAUAUCAUAGCGGGCAUGCUCAUCGUUCCUUUGUCGGUAGAUGGCGAGGACUUCAUUGUCUUCUUCAGGAAGGGUCAACUGAAGGAGGUGAAAUGGGCUGGUAAUCCAUAUGAGAAGUUCAUAAAAGAAGGUACCGAGGGCUACCUAGAGCCCCGGAAGAGUUUCAAGACAUGGUCCGAGACUGUUGUUGGAAAAUGCCGCGAAUGGACAGAAGAAGAGAUCGAGACCGCCUCAGUACUUUGCUUGGUCUACGGAAAGUUCAUAGAAGUCUGGAGACAGAAAGAAGCCGCCCUUCAGAGCAGUCAACUGACCCGAUUGUUGCUGGCGAACUCGGCACAUGAAGUACGUACACCGCUCAAUGCAAUCAUCAACUACCUUGAGAUAGCAUUAGAGGGCGCUUUGGAUACGGAAACGCGAGAGAACCUUUCGAGAUCGCACUCGGCAUCCAAAUCUCUUAUCUACGUAAUCAACGAUUUGCUCGACUUAACCAAGACGGAGGAGGGCGGACCACUCAUUAAGGGGGAGUCGUUCGAUUUCAGGGAAACAAUCAAAGAGGCUACAGAUAUGUUCCAAAAUGAUGCCAAACGGAAGAACAUUGCUUACGAAGUUAUCGAAUACCCGGGCCUGCCUACUCUGUGUAUCGGAGAUCAACGCCGAAUCCGCCAAGCAAUAUCAAAUAUCACUGCGAAUGCGAUUCAGAACACCACUCAAGGAAGCGUCAAAGUAGAGGUGUAUCUUGCAGCAAAACCGAGCAAAGAUCACGUGGAGGUGGAGAUUGCAGUAUCAGAUACAGGUGUUGGCAUGAGCCAGAAGAAGCUCGAUCAACUGUUCUAUGACCUGGAACAAGUCCAGUCCGAGCCCACUUCCAUGCUAGAAGAUGCUCUUGUGCCGGACAAGAAGCAGAUCGCAGAACAAGGCGAGAAGUCAACAUUAGGUCUUGGUUUGGCAGUCGUUGGGCGCAUCAUCAGAAACAUGAACGGUCAAUUAAGAUUGCGAUCAGAAGAAGGUAAAGGCACAAGAUUCGUCAUACAGUUUCCGUUCGACCUUCCAGAUGCCGAGGUCGAAGCUGUAUCGACAGCAGAGGCUUCGCCAGCUGGCAGCAUCACGCCUCAACCUGACGGUGUACUCUCGAGCAUCCUACCUGGCCCUGAGGAUGGUGAGCGAACUCUGAUUGCACCGAGCCUUUCACGCCACACUUCCGAUAGUGAGUCGAAAGACACUUCGAACGGUGUGGUGAUACGAAGGUCGAGUGCGGAGAGUUUGACAAGUAAAACUAGUCUACGCAGCUUCAAGAGCGGCUCAAGCCAGAGAAGUGACGUGGACAGACUUAUUGACGCUAUACAAGAGCCGCACAUGAUUGGCAGAGGCGAUGCCAGUCCUGGAGCACGUUCACUGAGACCUACUUUGACGAAACGCAACAGCCUUGAGCCUGCCGCUCCACGCAUGAGGUCUAGGAGUCUCGAACACAUCAGCAGUCAGUCUGUUGUUCCUCCACACAAGAGAAGCAUGAAUUCUGAACAUCCUGGCGAGGAAAGCGUUGGCGGUUCCGGUGCUCCUAUCACGGCAUUGAAGAUACCUGAUCCAGGCGGCGAUAGCCCGAUAGAUCCUCGGCCAAAACCUGGAAGCGUACUUGGAGAAGUACAGGGCGAUACGCCUAUCGAGCCUUCUGCUGAACCGGAGAAGCUGACUGUGGAUCACAUGCGCGUACUUGUUGCUGAAGACGACCCGGUGAACAGUCGAAUCGUGAAAAAGCGAUUGGAAAAGCUUGGGCACAAGGUUCACCUUACCGUCAAUGGCGAAGAGUGUUCGUCGGCGUACUGCGAUAAUUCAAAAGACAUCGAUGUUGUCUUGAUGGAUAUGCAAAUGCCAAUUGUCGACGGACUCACCUCAACCAAGAUGAUAAGAUCAUUUGAGAAGCUGCACCACGACAUAUACUCUGCUCGAGCUGCCCUCUGUGGACGCGUCCCUAUCAUUGCCGUCUCCGCUUCAUUGAUCGAGCGCGAUCGUCAACAAUAUAUCGACGCUGGGUUCGAUGCAUGGAUCUUGAAGCCAAUCUCUUUCGACCGACUCAACAAACUCAUGGCUGCUAUCGUUGACACCGACAUUCGAUACGACUGUCUAUACCAACCUGGAGAGUGGGAGAAGGGUGGUUGGUUCCAUAGCGGAAAGCACAGCGCUGACGAAGCCGACACCAAACCAUCGGGCGAAGCGCCCAUGCCCAACUCUUCAGAAGAGGUGGAUGAAGCGAUCAUGCGAUCGGAAGACCCAAUGGCUGGGGAAGAAAAUGAAGGAGGCGAUAUCCCUGAUGAACAAGAACGACUUUUGCAGAAUCAGGAAGAGGGAAAGACCGAACCACCACCUGAAGACGCCUCCGAACCCCCAGCUUGAGACACUUGUAAGACAUGUAUUUGAUCAUGUGUGUUAACAUCCUACUGCUGCCCGUCCAUCGCUCCAGCGCAUGUCGGUCCACCCGCAACAUGCGACACCUGCCACCCAUUGCCGUUGCCUGGCGAUGCGCCCGACGCGGAACGGUGUCACAGUCUUCCUUUCUCUGAGCGCCUCCACGACCC